AUGCCCGACAUCCGGUCCUUCUUCGCCCCCAAGGGGUCUGCUCCUCCCAAGCCUGCCAAACCAGCCGCAAAGAAGGAAGAGGAAAAGAAGGCGAGAGCCAAAGGACGGAAGGUGAUUGAGGACAGCGAUGAUGACAUAGAGGACCCCCCUGUGGAUAUCAAGGGCGUUGAGACCACUGCUGCCAAGUACUUCUCGUCGUCCAAGGCAAAGUCCGAACCCACAUCAGCCCAAGGGACGCCAAAGAAAUCCAAAGCUCCCCCGGCCGCUGGAAGUGAAGUGCGCUUGAGCCCCAGAACCAAGACCACAAAAGUUUCUCCCGAACCAAAACCUACAAAAAAUGGCACCAAAAAACCGGUGACCGCAUAUAAGAAACACGAGCAGUACGAUGAUGACGCAUUCCUGGACGACGACGAUGACGCUGGCGACGACAUCUUUGCCGCAGCCGUCAAGAAGAGGAAGAACGACGACUACGUCGAAGACGACAGCGACGAUGAGGUGCUUCCUAAGCCCAAGCGCGUGGCUUCUAAGGCCACCAAGGCGAUCAAGACCGAGCUGGACGAGGAUGUAAAGCAGACCCCGAACAAGGCGGCUCAGACGGUCCCUGCUCCCAGUCGGAAACGCAAGUCGCCGACCUCAGACAGCGAGUUUGACGACGAUGAAGAUGUCAAGCCGGCAAAGAAGGCUGCUCCUGCGAAGCCCCGCGCGCCGCGGGCCAAGAAAGAGGACGAACCCGAGGCCGAUGACAUCAAAGCCAUUCUGGACAACGUGCCCUUGGUCCAGGCACCGGAUGCCCCGCCCAAGGAUGAGAGCCAGAAGUUCGACUGGAGGAAGAAGUUUGCUGGCGGCGGCAACGCCGGCCCUCCUCCCAACCCCGGCGCUAUUGAGAUCCCCGAGGGAGCGGAAAACUGCCUGCUGGGCAAGACGUUCGUGUUCACCGGCAUGCUCAAGACCAUCAGCCGCGAGGAUGCUCAGGCUCUCGUCAAGCGAUAUGGUGGCAAGGUGACCACGGCGCCCAGCAGCAAGACCGAUUUCGUCGUCCUCGGCGACGAUGCCGGACCGAGCAAGCUUCGCAAGAUCAAGGAGCACAACCUCAAGACUAUCAAUGAAGAAGGCUUAUUCUAUCUGAUCAAGACCUUACCCGCACAUGGCGGCACCGGCAAGGGAGCCGAGAAGGCCAAGCAGAAGCAGGAAAAGGAGGAGCAGAAGGCUCGCGAGGAAGCUCUGCGGAUGGAGCAGGAAGAGAAGGCCCGGCAGGAAGAGGCCGAGAAGGAGGCUCAAAAGGCUGCCGCCGCCCGUGGCGUUGCUCCUCCUCCUGCUGCCCCGGCGCCGGUCCUGUCCCAGCUCUGGACGACUAAGUAUGCGCCCACGCAGCUGAACCAGAUCUGCGGCAAUAAGCAGAACGUGGAGAAGAUCCAGAGCUGGCUGCGAAACUGGCCCAAGGCGCGCAAGUGGAAUUUCCAGAAGCGCGGUGCCGACGGUAUGGGCGGCUACCGUGCCAUUAUCAUCUCGGGUCCUCCUGGUAUCGGCAAGACGACAGCCGCCCAUCUGGCGGCUAAGCUGGAAGGUUAUGAUGUCAUUGAGAGCAAUGCCAGUGACACCCGGAACAAGAAGCUCGUUGAGGAGGGUGUCACCGACAUUCUCAACAAUACUUCGCUGCUUGGUUAUUUUGCCGGCGACGGCAAGAAGGUCGAUGCAACCAAGAAGAGAAUCGUGCUGAUCAUGGACGAAGUCGACGGCAUGUCAGCCGGUGACCGCGGCGGUGUCGGCGCGCUGGCCAAGCUCUGUCGCAAGACAGAAGUUCCCAUGAUCCUGAUAUGCAAUGACCGGCGGCUGCCCAAGAUGAAACCGUUCGACCACGUCGCAUUCGACAUCAAGUUCCAGCGGCCGACGGUCGACCAAAUCCGGUCGCGCAUGAUGACCAUCUGCCAUCGCGAAGGCCUCAAGAUGUCACCGCCUGUGCUGAACGCCCUUAUCGAGGGCAGCGGCAAGGACAUCCGGCAGAUCAUCAACAUGCUCGCCACGGCCAAGCUGGACCAAACCACCAUGGACUUCGACCAAACCAAAGCCAUGACCAAAGCCUGGGAGAAGCACGUCAUCCUCAAGCCCUGGGACAUCUGCCAAAAGCUCAUCGCAGGCGGCAUGUUCAGCCCCGCAAGCAACGCCACGCUCAACGACAAGAUCGAGCUCUACUUCAACGACCACGAGUUCAGCUUCCUCAUGAUCCAAGAGAACUAUCUCCGCUCCCGCCCCGCCGCCCUAAACGGCCGCAACUUUGCCAACCCCCGCGAAGAAAACCUCAAGUACCUCGAACUAGUCGACCUCGCCGCCGAAUCCAUCAGCGACGGCGACCUCGUCGACUGCAUGAUCCACGGCCCGCAGCAGCACUGGAGCUUGAUGCCCACGCACGCCGUGUUCAGUACCGUGCGGCCUGCAAGCUUUAUCGCGGGUUCGUUGGGCGGUCAGACGACGUUUACCACGUGGCUGGGCAACAACAGCAAGUAUGGCAAGCUGUCGCGGUUUGUGCGAGAGAUACACUCGCAUAUGCGGCUGCGGAGUUCGGGUGAUCAUAAUGAGAUUAGGCAGGAGUACAUGCCGGUGCUGUGGCAGCGGUUGGUGAAAAGGUUGGAGGUUGAGGGACGGGAGGCCGUGGACGAGGUCAUUGAGCUGAUGGAUAGCUAUUACCUGACGAGGGACGAUUUUGACUCCAUUAAGGAGUUGGCGGUUGGGCCGUGUGCCGAGGAGUACGUUAACAUUGAGACGCAGACCAAGGCGACGUUUACGAGAGUGUACAACGCCAACCCCCACCCUAUCCCCUUCAUGAAAGCGUCCAGCGUCACCGCGCCCAAGAAACUCAGCCGUGACAUCCCCGACCUGGAGGAGGCCAUCGAAGAAGAGGACGAGAAUGAUGUCCUUGAGCCGGCUGAGGCCGAGGCUGCUGACGAAGAGGAGGAGCUCGACCUCAAUAAGGAUAAGUACAUUAAAAUGCCGAAGGCGAAGAAGCCUGCUGGGAAGAAAGCAUCGAAGGCUGCUAAGGCCGCUACUGAUGAUGAGGAUGAUGGGGAGGAUGAUGCGCCUAAGAAGGGGAAAGGGAAGGGGAAGGGGAGCGGACGGUCGAAGAAGGCUUGA
This is a messenger RNA of Thermochaetoides thermophila DSM 1495, 3126 nucleotides long. Its product is annotated as replication factor C subunit-like protein. The coding region runs from base 1 to 3126 and encodes 1041 amino acids. The transcript has 4 exons. Gene Ontology annotation, molecular function: ATP binding; DNA clamp loader activity; ATP hydrolysis activity. The record is from RefSeq and is a predicted model, not a curated record. Gene Ontology annotation, biological process: DNA repair; DNA replication. NCBI's taxonomy places the organism in Eukaryota, Fungi, Ascomycota, Sordariomycetes, Sordariales, Chaetomiaceae. Gene Ontology annotation, cellular component: DNA replication factor C complex; nucleus.